AUGUCUAAUCCGAACCUCCCUGUGAAACUGACUGAACUGCGUAAAGGCAGAGAAACGCAACGGUUCAAUCCUGAAUCUGGAGCCAGAAUGGUUGCUGGAUGUAUUUGUCUUGCUGAAGAUAAGGAUAAGGUUCUAAUGGUGCUGUCGAGCAGUCAUCUGGGAAAGUGGGUGUUACCUAAGGGUGGCAUUGAGACGGAUGAAGGUGAAGAUUUUGUGGUUACUGCUGUUAGAGAAACUUGGGAAGAAGCAGGAGUUGAGGGGAUCGUUUUAAAUAAGCUACCUGUGGUAUAUGAUCUGAGAGGUCAGAAGGCCCCGUCAUUGAAGCCUGGUGAGGAAUUUGAUCCUCAUAAGUAUGUUCCUAAAACGGAGUUUCAUUUCUAUGAAUUGUUAGUCACGAAAAUCAGUGAAGAUUGGCCCGAAAAGGAAAGGGAAAGGCGAUGGUGUACCUUCUCUGAAGCGCAACAUGAGCUUUUAAAGGCCAAAAGACCCGAGUUGGUAGCGGCGUUGGAACUGUCUGUCAUUGUUAAAGACAGCGAAUAUUAG
Lizanozyma spartinae is the source of this 543-nucleotide messenger RNA. Its product is annotated as polyphosphatase. Gene Ontology annotation, molecular function: bis(5'-adenosyl)-pentaphosphatase activity; bis(5'-adenosyl)-hexaphosphatase activity; diphosphoinositol-polyphosphate diphosphatase activity. Gene Ontology annotation, biological process: diadenosine hexaphosphate catabolic process; adenosine 5'-(hexahydrogen pentaphosphate) catabolic process; diphosphoinositol polyphosphate metabolic process. The coding region runs from base 1 to 543 and encodes 180 amino acids. NCBI's taxonomy places the organism in Eukaryota, Fungi, Ascomycota, Pichiomycetes, Serinales, Debaryomycetaceae. The record is from RefSeq and is a predicted model, not a curated record. Gene Ontology annotation, cellular component: cytoplasm; nucleus. The transcript has a single exon.